GGAGCGACUUCCGCGACGCGUUCUUCCAGCGGAACCCCUUCGACGACUUCCGCGGCGACGCGCAGGGCAAGGACCUGCUGUUCUUCGGCGAGCACACCGUGCGCCCGCUGAGCGCGACGUCGGGCAAGGGGCUCUUCACGCGCGCGUGGGUCGAGGGCUGCUACGGCAAGGUCCUCACGCCCGACGUGACGCCCGAGGGCGCGCCCGUGCUCUGCAGCGGCAACGUCAUGGGCACGGGCGCCGCGGUGCUCGCCUACCUCGAGGCCUACCUCGCGAACGUCGACGCGCAGGACGGUAACGCGAACUGGCACUGCUGGAGGGACUACGGCAUCGACCAGGGCCACCACAACUACAUGCAUGUAGCUCUGCGUGGAAAGGCCUACGUCGCCUACCCGAAGCACAAAUUCGCGGUCGCGCCCUACGACGCGGGGCCGGCCUACACCGCGGGCCAGGUCAUGCACGUGCCCGAGGACCUGAAGCGCGACGCGGCCGGCUACGUGCUCCGGGCCGACGGCCGCCGCGCGGCGCUCGUCCACCAGUACGACCGCCACCCCGUGCUCUCCCGCUUCUACGACACCGUCGUCCGGGACCUCGUCGAGAAGGCCUAA
Messenger RNA from Aureococcus anophagefferens, 608 nucleotides. RefSeq lists its product as hypothetical. The record is from RefSeq and is a predicted model, not a curated record. Lineage: Eukaryota; Pelagophyceae; Pelagomonadales; Pelagomonadaceae. The annotation marks the transcript as partial. The transcript is spliced from 2 exons.